Molecule: messenger RNA, 915 nt
Organism: Trypanosoma rangeli
Lineage: Eukaryota; Euglenozoa; Kinetoplastea; Trypanosomatida; Trypanosomatidae
Exons: 1
Coding region: 1-915 (304 amino acids)
Source: RefSeq, a predicted model, not a curated record
AUGCUGAGUGCGAGGGCGAUAACAAGUGAGUUUGUAUCUGUGUUUCAGGACAUGACUAUCCGGGUUGGUGUCUCGUUUGACCUGCUGGGCACCUUAGUGGACGUGUGCCCCUCCUCGGGGCAUCAGUACGCCACUGACCUUGUUCGCUUCCUAGCAGUGAAGGGGUUGGACUCUCCGUCAAUCAACGUGGACAUGUUGGAAGAGGCCUCCUCUAAAUGCUUGAGGGCAGAGCUUAGAAAAGACCGUGCGAAGUGGGAAACCCAAAACUUGGGAGCUGCAAAAGAGAUGCCCAUUGGGGGUGUUACGAAGGAAUCUGUACUUGAAUUUUGGAGUCGUGUUGUCGAUGCAACGUUUACUGCUGACGGGUCCUUCUGCAACAAUGACGAGACUGUCAUGGCCAUCAUACAAGAGGCACACAAUACGGCGGAGUGGGAGGAAUUUCUCAAGAGUGUGGUGCAACGCUUUGCCACACCGGAGCCAUACGGUUGGCUUCCUGAGGCGCUUCCAACACUUAAGGCGCUGAAGCAGUGGCGGGAAACGAAGCUUCCACUCGGCAUUGAAUGUGACCCUCCGACGGUGCUGACGAACUCGGACUACCGGUUAGUUUCCGUGAUUCGUGAGAUGGUGCAGCGUGACGGCGAGGAGGCGUUGCUUGGCCCCGUCCUUUCUGCGGACAAUAUUGGUGUGGGCAAGCCUUCCCCUCGUGGCCUUGAGCUGGCGCGAACUCUGUCUCGCGUCACAUCCAAGAGCCACUGGAUUCAUGUGGGCGACACAUCGGAGGACCGAGUCGCAGCUGAGCGGGCAGGGUGUCAUUUUGUCUCCUGUUUGUCCACGAAGGGCCCGGUUUGGGAAGAGCUGCGGGCAAAGCUGGAGGAGGUUUGUAACGUUAUGCAGCGUUCUUCGUCUCCUGCUUGA